AAUGCACUUUUAACAAUUUGUUAUCAAGUAUACAUUGUAAACUACAACUGUGUCAAAUCAGAAUCAGAACGAUACUCAAAGCGAGAAAAGAUGAAGAAAGCGAGAAGAAAAAGGAACAAUAAUUGUUUUUGAUAAUAUUGAAGUACUAUAAAUCCCUCAGUUACACAGAUUAUAGCAUGAAACACCUCUCUUCAAAUAUAAGACUUACACAUAGUUCCAUACUAGUACUAGGUGUCAUUAUAUCGAUCAAACUAUGCACUUGUGAGUUCGGCCAUCUCUAAAUCCAGGCAACACACUCAUUCUCAACUUCUUCGUUCCUCCAAUUGACUCCUCCAUCUGCGUACACAGGUAACUGCACCUAAAAUUUGUUUAAGAUGAGGCAGAGGCGUGAAACUGCUUCAGCUGCAUCAAAAAGGUCAAGCAGUGGUGAAACAAGUGAGGAGUAUAGUAGUAAUGGUGUUGAAAUCAGCACCAAUGUUCAUGUUGGAAAUCCAAGGAGGUCUUCAUUUGUGUGGCUGGCCUUGUUUCUCAUAAUCACUUAUUGCUGUUCAGCUGUUUAUCGUUACCAGUAUCAGAACUUGCCUAUGCCUCUCACUGCAGAACAGGCUGGUAAGAGGGGUUUCUCAGAGAUUGAAGCAUUCAAGCAUGUCAAGGCCUUGACUGAGGUGGGCCCUCAUCCUGUUGCCUCUGAAGCACUCAAUCUUGCACUGCAGUAUGUUUUGUCAGCAUGUCAAACUAUCAAGUCAACAGCUCACUGGGAGGUAGAAGUUGAAGUGGAUCUUUUUCAUUCGAAGUCUGGUGCAAACCGUCUGAUCAGUGGCUUAUUUACCGGGAAAACACUUGUUUAUUCGGAUCUAAGUCAUGUUGUAGUAAGAAUCUUGCCGAAAUACCUAUCUGAAGCAAGAGAGCAAUCUAUUCUGGUCUCUUCUCAUAUUGAUACUGUUUUCUCAACAGCAGGGGCAGGAGAUUGCAGUUCAUGUAUAGGUGUCAUGCUGGAACUUGCACGUGGAAUUUCUCAGUGGGCUCAUGGAUUGAAGAAAUCUGUUAUAUUCUUAUUUAAUACAGGUGAAGAGGAGGGACUUAAUGGUGCCCAUGGCUUCAUAACCCAGCAUCCUUGGAGAAAAACUGUUCGUAUGGCUAUUGAUCUUGAGGCCAUGGGCAUAGGAGGGAUGUCUAGUAUUUUUCAGGCUGGUCCUCAUCCUUGGGCUAUCGAGAACUUCGCUUUAGUAGCAAAAUACCCAUCUGGUCAAGUUAUCGCACAGGAUCUCUUUUCUUCCGGGGCCAUAAAAUCUGCAACAGAUUUCCAAGUGUACAAAGAAGUUGCUGGCCUUUCAGGACUUGAUUUUGCAUUUGUAGAUAACACUGCUGUAUAUCAUACCAAGAAUGACAAAUUAGAGCUUUUGAAGACAGGAUCUCUUCAACAUCUGGGCGAAAAUAUGCUUGCUUUCUUGCUUCAUGUCGGUGCAUCAUCUCAUUUUCCCGGAGGGAAUUCAACAGAAGCUGAGGAAGAUACAAGCAACAAUAAUGCCAUAUAUUUUGACAUUUUGGGAACAUAUAUGGUUGUAUAUCGUCAAAAGUUUGCUAAUAUACUCCACAAUUCAGUGAUAAUGCAGUCAUUUCUAAUAUGGAUUACAUCAUUGGUUAUGGGUGGUAUACCAGCUGCAGCUUCAUUGGCCUUGUCAUGUUUGAGUGUUCUCCUCUUGUGGAUCUUCGCACUUUCUUUCUCCUUUCUUGUUGCGUACCUCCUUCCUUUGAUAUCUUCAUCACCAGUGCCAUAUGUCUCAAGUCCUUGGUUGGCAAUUGGAUUAUUUGGUGCACCUGCUUUUCUUGGAGCAUUGACUGGUCAACAUUUUGGUUAUCUUCUACUUCAAAAAUAUCUUUUGAAUUCACAUUCAAAGAGAAGGCAAUUGCCCCCUAUUAUUCAAGCUGCUGUUGUCAAGCUGGAGGCAGAAAGAUGGCUUUAUAAAGCUGGAUCAUUUCAAUGGCUUAUACUUCUCACUUUGGGAAACUAUUUUAAAAUUGGUUCUUCUUACUUGGCUCUUGUGUGGUUAGUUUCUCCGACAUUUGCAUAUGGAUUUUUUGAAGCAACGCUAACUCCAGCCAGGUUACCAAAGCCACUCAAACUGGCAACCCUACUUCUAGGGUUAGCCAGUCCAAUUUUAAUUUCUGCUGGCACAUUCAUUCGGUUGGCUGCUACAGUCAUAGGGGGUAUGGUUCGACUUGAUAGGAAUCCUGGUAGUACUCCUGAAUGGCUGGGAAAUUUUAUGAUUGCUGCUUUUAUUGCUGUUGUCUUGUCUUUGACCUUGGUGUACCUUCUUUCAUAUGUCCAUCUCUCAGAUGCAAAAAGGGCAAUCAUCCUAGCUACUUUGGUGCUGUUUAGUAUAUCACUUGCAAUUGUAUUAUCAGGUGUUGUUCCACCAUUUUCUGAAGACACUGCUAGAGCUGUGAAUGUUGUGCAUGUUGUGGAUGCAACUGGAAGACUUAAUGAAGUGCAGAAUCCUGUAUCCUAUGUAUCUUUAUUUUCUACUACUCCAGGAAAUUUGAACAAGGAGGUAGAACAGAUUAAUGAAGGUUUGGUAUGUAGUAAAGAUAAAACAAUUGAUUUUGUGACUUUCUCAGUCAAAUAUGGUUGUUGGACCAAUAACGACACCAUGAGUGGCUGGACUGAGACAGAUAUUCCAUCAAUGCACGUAAAUAGUGAUGCUAAAGGAAAUGGAAGAAUUACAAAAGUUUCAAUAGAUACAAAGGGUUCUGUCCGUUGGGUUCUUGCAAUCAAUACAGAAGAAAUAGAAGAUUUCAAGUUUAAAGAUGCAGUGGACUCUGAAGAAUUGAUUUCAGUUGAUAAAAAGAGUAGUGUGGAUGGUUGGCACAUAAUUCAAUUUUCUGGAGGAAAGAAUGCACCAACAUUGUUUGAUCUGACUCUUUAUUGGAGGUCAGGUUCAACUCAUAACACUGAUGUUCCUCUUCUGAAACUUAGGACUGAUGUGAACAAAUUAACGCCUAUAACCGAACGAGUUCUUAAGAAGCUUCCUCGUUGGUGUUCAUUGUUUGGAAAGUCUACAUCUCCUCAUACCUUAGCUUUCUUGAAAAAUCUUCCUGUUAAUUUUUAGGUACCAGAAGUUUAUCCUUGAUUUACUAGUGUUAAAAUCUUAAUAUUUGCAGUCAUAGGAGUUCUAAUUCACUAUACCAUUUUUGUUCUGGUUGUAGAAAAUAAUUAUAUUUAAUUUUCGCUGAUGUGUUUAAUGACUUUAAUUAUGGGAUAAAAUGGAAUAAGGAGUGGCAAUAAUUAGAUUUUAUUGCUCUUUGGCCUGCUCUACUUUCACCUAUUUCUUUUGCGAUAAAGGGUAACAACACACAGGUACUCUCUGUUAUUGAAAUGAAAUUCAUGUUGAAU
Abrus precatorius (Indian licorice) is the source of this 3394-nucleotide messenger RNA. RefSeq names its product endoplasmic reticulum metallopeptidase 1. Bases 375 to 3110 code for a protein of 911 amino acids. Gene Ontology annotation, biological process: proteolysis. Gene Ontology annotation, molecular function: metalloexopeptidase activity. Lineage: Eukaryota; Viridiplantae; Streptophyta; Magnoliopsida; Fabales; Fabaceae. The transcript is spliced from 14 exons. The record is from RefSeq and is a predicted model, not a curated record.